This is a messenger RNA of Artibeus jamaicensis (Jamaican fruit-eating bat), 3510 nucleotides long. RefSeq names its product alpha 1,4-galactosyltransferase (P blood group) (gene A4GALT). Gene Ontology annotation, molecular function: acetylglucosaminyltransferase activity. The transcript has 4 exons. Bases 2365 to 3426 code for a protein of 353 amino acids. The record is from RefSeq and is a predicted model, not a curated record. NCBI's taxonomy places the organism in Eukaryota, Metazoa, Chordata, Mammalia, Chiroptera, Phyllostomidae. Gene Ontology annotation, biological process: protein O-linked glycosylation.
UCAUGCUGUCCUCCCCUGCAUGGUAUCUGACCAGUGUCCUAGUCAGAUACCAUGCAGCGCUGACCAGACCAGGGGAAGGUCAGAUACCAUGCAGCGCUGGGGGUGUGGGCCACAGCACAGAGCUGUGCCAAAACCCAGGGGGCUUCCUGGAGGUGGCUGCCCUGCUCACGUAGGUCAGGAGACACUCAUGGAGCAGGAGGGUCUGAGACUUGCGGGCAGGUGCUGCUGGGAGCAAAGGCUGCCUCCACGGUGCUCCACACAGCUCCUGGAAGGUCCCUCUCCUCUCGGCACCUGUGUGUCUUGUUUGUUUGUAAAAUGGUCCCAGCCCUGGCUGGUGUAGCUCAGUGGAUUGAGUGCGGGCUGCGAGCCAAAAGGUUGCCAGUUUGAUUCCCAGUCAGGGCACACGCCUGGGUUUCGGGCCAGGUCCUCAGUGGGGACCCCGUGAGAGGCAACCACACACUGAUGUUUCUCUCUUUCUCCCUCCCUUCCCCUCUCUCUAAAAAUAAAUAAGUAAAAUCUUUUUAAAAAAUGGGUCCAUAGUGGGGGAUGUGAGGCCCGAAUAAGGUAGGCCUGGCAGGGUUUCCUGCCACAUGGCGUGUUCUUGGCAAAUGGCAAGCCCUUCUGCACUGUGGUUACGAAGUUCCCGGGCAGAGGCAGGGGUGGGGAGGGCAUGUUUUGGGAAGAGACUAUUGCAGAAACCUGGAAUUCUCAGAGCCUGGCUGCUGGAGCAGCGCCAAAGAGGUCAGCGUGGCUAGUCUGGAAGCCGGGGGCUGAGUCGGCAAGCCAGAGAGGAGGCUGGGGUGGUGGGUCCCCAGACAGGUGGACGGACAGGGGGAGAGACCUGAGCCACACUGUGGGUGUGGCUGACUGGAGGGGGGAGAUGUGGAGGAGAUCCGUUGGAGGAGAGGUCCAUCCCCAUCCCUGCCCUCUGCCUCCCUCUCCCCGGGGUCAUCACCGUGGCUUCCUAACUGCCUUCAUGUAGCCACACGUCCGCCGUGGCCCAGCCUCCAAACGCAGCCAGUGUGGGAGAUCUGUUGCACAUGUCACACGAUCGUCCUUCCUCCUCUAAAUCUCUUAGUGGCGCCCUCUCCAGUCAGAGGCAAGCCCUUCCGGUGGCCCUGCAGGCCCCGGUGGCCUGGCCUCCAUGAUCUCUCUGACCCCUUCUCCUGGAUCGUUCCCCUGCCCCCUACUGUUCCAGCAACCUGGCUUAGUGGCCCCAGGGACUUUGCACUGACCAUUUCCCUGGACACUUUCCCCCGGAUACCCCUCGUGGGUUGCACAAGCAUCAGCUUUUCAGAGAGGCCACCCCGAACUGUCCUGUGUACAGGAGCGCCCACACCUGUGCUCCCAACCCAGUCUCUCGGUUGCGCCUCUCUCUGCGGCCCUUCCACCGCCUGACGUAUUUCUUUACUUGUGAAUGUAAAGAAAGCCAAAGACUCUGCUGCGCUCACUGCUGUGUGUAUUUGCAGACCUUGGAGCGGGGCCUGGCAUAUAGUAGGUGCUUAAGUAUGUGUUGGAUGAGUGAUCGAGGUGCUGGGCGUGAUGCUAAGGGCUUGACCGGUUUCUUUCCAUCACAGCUUUUUGUAUCAGGUGGAGCAAGAACGUUCUUACCUGUGUGUUAUCUCUCUGGCCUCAUCACCCGAUCCUUUGGUUGGGCACCAAGAAGUUCUGAUGGGCUUCGCAGAACCAGUGCCAGGGAGACCAGAUGAGGCAGGUCUUUCUAGAAGGGUCCUUAGACAUUGUCCUUUACAAGCUCUUUAUUUUACAGAGGAAGAACCUGGGGCUUAGAACUGGGAUGGGGGAUAGAAGCCAGGCCCCUUCCUCGGGCGGUACCCAGUUAGCAAGGACCGUUAAGAAGAGCAGCCUCCCCGGCAGGGCUCCGUGUGUGAUUUCGGGAGCAGCACUCUUUUGCCGCCAGUUACUGUUUUUUUAUCUUCGAUACCAUAGAAAAGGAGAAAGUGAGGCAACACUGAGCGCUUUCUUCCAAGGAGAGUGACCUCGGGACUCAUGAUUCAGGCCAGUUUCGAGAUGCCUCCGUGAACUCCAGGCGCAGCAAGUGACUGGUACCAAAAGCUCGUCCACACGCCCCAGCUGUUGUUCUGGAAGGAUGAUUCUCUAAGUGACAGCUAGAGGAAGGUGAGGGAACAAGCAAAGGGAACAGUGUUCCAAGCAGAAGGAACAGCAGAUGGAUUUGCAGGCUCGGAGAGCGUGUGGACGGGCCGUGUUCCCGUUGGCGGAGGAGGCUGCCUGCUGAGCCAGGGCGUGUCUCCAGGAGGCUGCCUGGAUCCCCACCGCAUCGCCAUGGGGCGCCCAGGCUGACCAGCCAGUUCCUGUCAGAGGCUCCUGCUGUUAUCGGGGGAGACCAUGUCCAGGUCCCCAGACUGUCUGCUGUGGCCGCUCCGGAGCACCCCAAGCCAGCGGGGCUGUACCCUGUUCAUCAUCGGCUUCAAGUUCAUGUUUUUGGUCUCCAUCAUGAUCUACUGGCACAUGGCAGGGGAGCCCAGGAGCCAAGGACAAUUCUCUAACCUGCCUGUUGACGUCCCCUGCCCCCACCUGGGGCCCCCCACACGGCACCCCAGCGCCCCACCUCCAGGCAGCAUCUUCUUCCUGGAGACCUCAGACCGGACCAACCCCAACUUCCUGUUCAUGUGCUCGGUGGAGUCGGCUGCCAGGGCCCACCCAGAGUCCCGGGUGGCGGUCCUGAUGAAGGGGCUGCCCGGCGGCAACGCCUCCCUGCCCCGGCACCUGGGCUUCUCGCUUCUGAGCUGCUUCCCCAACGUGCAGGUGCUCCCGCUGGACCUCAAGGAGCUGUUCCGGGGCACACCUCUGGCGGCCUGGUACGCGGCCACGCAGCAGCGGUGGGAGCCCUACCUGCUGCCCGUACUCUCCGACGCCUCCCGGCUGGCGCUCCUGUGGAAGUUCGGGGGCAUCUACCUGGACACGGACUUCAUCGUCCUCAGGAACCUGAGGAACCUGACCAACAUGCUGGGCACUCAGUCCCGCUACGUCCUCAACGGCGCCUUCCUGGCCUUUGAGCGCCACCACGAGUUCCUGGCGCUGUGCAUGCGUGACUUCGUGGCCCACUACAACAGCUGGAUCUGGGGCCACCAGGGCCCACAGCUGCUCACGCGUGUCUUCAAGAAGUGGUGCUCCAUCCGCAGCCUGGGCGAGAGCCACGCCUGCCGCGGCGUCACGGCCCUGCCCUCUGAGGCCUUCUACCCCAUCCCCUGGCAGAACUGGAAGAAGUACUUCGAGGACAUCAGCCCCGAGGAGCUUCCCCGGCUGCUCAGGGGCACCUACGCCGUGCACGUGUGGAACAAGAAGAGCCAGGGCACGCGCUUUGAGGCCACAUCCAGGGCGCUGCUGGCCCAGCUCCACGCCCGCUACUGCCCCACGACACACAAGGCCAUGAAGAUGUACUUGUAAGGGGCCUGCCUGCACCCAGCACGGGGAGGGGAGGGCUGCCCAGCCACCUUUCCUGGGGAGGCGAGGCGAGGGGUGGGGGACAGG